AUGCUUCCAUGCCUCUUUAUUCUUUUUUCUACUUUUUCUAUUGUCUCGGCAGCUCCGAAACCGGCUAAUUUGGCUAAUUGUGAGCGCAACUCAGAUAAAACCUGCGACUGCAAAAAUACCGCCGCUUUGAGGCCUCUCCUACGUUCGUGGAAUGAAAAAAUCGGGGAUCAUUUCUACAUGAUGAGCCAUGAAGAGCAACUGAAUGCAAUCGGGCUUGGCUAUACGAUGGAAAACGAUAUGGGACUGAUCGGCACUGUAUCGCCAAGUGGUUGUGCCGGAAUCGUGCCAAUCUACAGGAUGUGGUCGGACCUAGCAAGUGAUCACCUCUAUACGACGAACUACGACGAGAAAGAGUAUGCACUCAAAUGGCACCGGUACAACCUCGAGAGCACAAUGGGCUACUGCAUGGCGGCGCCUGGCUGCGGUCUAGUGCCUCUGCAUCGGUUCUGGAACCCGCAAAUUCGAGAUCAUUUCUAUACGAGCGACGAAGUGGAGAAGGACCAGUUUUGUCAGAAUUCGGCAGUGUCAACCAUGCUCUCGACUUGCCUCCUUCUCCUUUGCAUCUCAUCAAUGGUCUUGGCAUUACCCGGUCAACCUGUCAAUCUAACGAACUGUCCGACAACUACGUGCACCUGCAAAACAAGCGCCGGUAUCACACCGCUCCUUCGUUCAUGGAACAGCCAAAUUGGCGAUCAUCUCUACACGACAAAUCGUGAUGAGCAGCUGAAUUCAAUCGGAAAAGGCUACGUAGUAGAGGCCAACAUGGGCUUCAUUGGUACGGUGGCGGGUUAUGGUGGGUGCAGCGGAUUGGUGCAAAUCUAUCGAUUGGUGUCACCUACUGCAAAUGAUCACUUCUAUACGACGAGCUAUGAUGAAAUGCUGAAUGUGCUCAAAACGUACAACCUCGAGGGCACAAUGGGCUAUUGCAUGGCAGCGUCUGGCUGUGGUCUGGUGCCACUGCAUCGCUUCUGGAACCCGAGCAUCUUAGACCAUUUCUAUACAAGCGAUCAAGUGGAGAAAGACUCUUUCUUGCAAAACGGCGCCUGGAAAGCUUUCACCAAAAUGCUCUCGACUCUCCUUCUUCUUUCCCUUUUGGCGACAGCCCGGACAGCUCCACAGACGGGACCGAUCGAGCAAAUUGACUGUCAACGCGAUUCGGUGAAAUCCUGCAGCUGUAAAAGUGGCGCCGCUCUGACGCCACUACGCCGUUCGUGGAAUGGAGAUCUCCAAAACCACUUCUACACACCAAGUCGCGAUGAGCAGCUGAAUUAUGUGGGACUCGGAUACAAAGUGGAGAGCGACAUGGGAUUCAUCGCUACGGCAACACCGGGCGAUUGCGCCGGGAUCGUGCCCAUCUAUCGAAUGUCUCACGUAGAAAGCCAUGAUCACUUCUACACGACAUCCUAUAUCGAGAUGCUGAACUACCUCAGGAGCUACUACAUUGAAUCAACCGCAAUCGGUUAUUGUAUGUCUGGACCAGGGUGCGGUUUGAUUCCACUGCAUCGACUGACGAAUUGGACUAUCGUAGAUCAUUUGUACACGAUCGAUGACGCGGAGAAGGACAGAGCGAUGCAGGGGCAAUAUGACUAUAAUGGAAUUCAGUGCUACGUCUGGUCGUCGCUCGAUGCGACCGACUGU
Mesorhabditis belari is the source of this 1638-nucleotide messenger RNA. NCBI's taxonomy places the organism in Eukaryota, Metazoa, Nematoda, Chromadorea, Rhabditida, Rhabditidae. The record is from the annotation of a GenBank genome assembly.